This is a messenger RNA of Rotaria socialis, 804 nucleotides long. The record is from the annotation of a GenBank genome assembly. NCBI's taxonomy places the organism in Eukaryota, Metazoa, Rotifera, Eurotatoria, Philodinida, Philodinidae.
AUGAAACAAAGAAGAUUCAAAUUUCACCAAAAAGAACAACAUGAAAAUGAAGAAUAUCUCUAUGUUGAAUUAGAUACAAAAUGCAGUUGUUUACAAUCAAAAUUUCUUUGUGAUUCAUCAAUUCAAUUUUCUCGUCGUUAUCUUCAAUGUCAAAGUUCAAUGCCUAUUGUAAUUCUUCGAUCAUAUAUUCAACAAAUUCUACCACAUUCUUCUAUGACACAAAUUUCAUUUUACGAUUCGAAUAAUUGUUUACUAAAAGAUUCGGACAUUCUAAGUUCAUUAAAAAGAACGAUGACAUCAACUACACAUAUUCCCAUUCGUUUUACAUUAUUAAAUCGAGUAACAUCACUUGGCCAUUGUUUAUGUACAUCAUCAAUAGAAGACAUUAAUAGUUCAGUAUCAUGUCAACCAAUUGUCAUUAAACGUGAAACAAUCGAUAAAACUCUUUCAACAUGUUCAUUGAUUUCAACAGAAUGUUUUUCACCUUGUCUAUCGUCAUCGUCUCCAAAUGAAUCUUCGAAUUCGAUAUCAAUAGUUAAUCUUUUAACUCCACCAUCGUCUCAUUCAUCAUUUUUAAUUGAAAAUAUUGUUCAUGCAAAGAAUAUUGAUAAUCAAUCAAUAAUUGAUGAAAUAACAUCACAAUUCGGUGAAAUUUGUCCUCCGUUACCGAAAAAGAAACGAAAUCGUUUGUCGAAAAAACUUAUUUCAUCUUAUUCAUCAAGUCUUCCACUUGAUCUAAGCGUUAAAAAACGUCCAUCAUCAUUCGACUUUUUUUCUUCACAAGCUAAAUGGGUUAAAACUUAA